UGUUGUCCUUUCUACACGGAGUACGAAUUGCAUAAUUCACACGUACAUAUGCAAUGAUUGAAAUUGUUGACUAAAUCUUCUGUGGUUGGCACUGGAGCGGAACAUUGGUCACACGUACUUGGCCACAGACGAAAACAAAACUUGUUCUAUGCUGGAAUGCAGCAUUAGGGUGUAUAUUCUUCAUAAUAUAUCAUAUUGUUUGGGAGAAAUUUAACAGAAAAGUGAAGUUCUUUCUAUUAGGGAAACGUGUUGAGGAUUUCCCUAGUGAAGGGGUGGUAGCCAGAAACAUUUUAUGAUGAUGAAUUUAAAAUUCUCCCUAUAUUUAGAAAUCUAAACUUAGUGAUUUGGUGAAAUUCUAUUGACGGCUGUUGCAGUCUAUAUUUGCAUCAUGGUAAAAAAGAGGUGUCUAUAUUAAGCAAUAGAACAAGUGUAAGUGCAUGAAUUAUUAAAGAUGGCAAAUAAUAGCACAGAUGAUACAACUGUGGUUCUUGUGCCCAGUCAUAUUACAACUGUUAAUCCCAAUAAGUACCGAUACCAGACGGAUGUACUGGAGGAUCCAGUGAUUCUUUCCGUCCUGGGCGGUAUGGCAGCGAUUGUGAUAGUAAUCUUCCUCAGGGUGCUUAUCAAUAAACUCUCGGGUGAAAGGUCAGAAAUGGAGGGCACAAGAAUUGAAAGACUUCAUCGAACUAUAUCCUCCAUUUCCUGCUUUGGAUACGAUGACCCACCACCACCAUAUCCUGGGAAAUAUUCAAAGACAAAUGUAAAUUAUCUCCCUUCUUAUGACUCAGCAAUGAAAAUGGAGCAAGACAGGCGAGCAGUGAAUAAUUUAUCGGAGGGAACUGGUUCGGCAGUAUUUUCCAUCUCCAGCGAAAGUUCUGCUAUGGACUCAAGUUCAGCAAACAAUAAUGAAACUCAGAACAAUAAUGACGUCACAAACAGUGCAGCCAGUGUCUCCACUGCAUUGAUAAACUGUGAGAAUCUCACAACUGACAUUGUGUUACAAACGGGUGAAGACAGAAAAACUACGAGAGAUUCUACUCUACAUCAUAACAGUGACAUUGAUUUACAUGUAUCUUUUAACACACAACAGCAGAUAUGAACAAUUAGUAAAAAGACAAAAUAAGUAUGUACAAUAUGUGUUAGAGUAAGCAUUUCAGGAAUCAAUACAUAGGCGU
This is a messenger RNA of Saccostrea echinata, 1175 nucleotides long. RefSeq lists its product as uncharacterized. The coding region runs from base 452 to 1099 and encodes 215 amino acids. The transcript is spliced from 5 exons. NCBI's taxonomy places the organism in Eukaryota, Metazoa, Mollusca, Bivalvia, Ostreida, Ostreidae. The record is from RefSeq and is a predicted model, not a curated record.